Gymnodraco acuticeps is the source of this 2012-nucleotide messenger RNA. RefSeq names its product keratin-associated protein 5-3-like. The coding region runs from base 285 to 1067 and encodes 260 amino acids. The transcript is spliced from 7 exons. Lineage: Eukaryota; Metazoa; Chordata; Actinopteri; Perciformes; Bathydraconidae. The record is from RefSeq and is a predicted model, not a curated record.
GUUCGCGGCUCCUACAUUCGUCCAAAAUUCCUCCAUAAUUUGACCAAACACGGCGGAGAAAUGUUGGAGCAACGAACAUAACAUCGACGACAUCAUUAAAGUUUACGAGUGGUUACAAACAUGGAACAAUCGAGGAAAGCAAAAGCAUACAAGGCCAUGUCGGACUCAGAGUGGAUGUCCCGCCUGAGGAAGUUUGCCAGCACGGGGGCCAGGCCUGCAGGGGAGGGAAACAGGCCGGCUCCCAGGCAGAAGAAAUGGUGUGAGCUGUAUCAAAGGAUUGAGAAAUGUCCAAUGCAGGCACAUGGACAGAAAUCCUUGUUUGGCCAAGUGCUGCAGUGUACCUGUGGAUUCCACCCUCAGAAGCCAGCUGCAACUCCUGUCCAAGGUGCCGUGGGACAGUAGAGUGCUGCAUCUGGUCCGGUCCACAGAGCUGUGGGGCAGCAAAGUGCUGCAUCUGGUCCGGUCCACAGAGCUGUGGGACAGCAGAGUGCUGCAUCUGGUCCGGUCCACAGAGCUGUGGGACAGCAGAGUGCUGCAUCUGGUCCGGUCCACAGAGCUGUGGGACAGCAGAGUGCUGCAUCUGGUCCAGUCCACAGAGCUGUGGGACAGCAGAGUGCUGCAUCUGGUCCGGUCCACAGAGCUGUGGGACAGCAGAGUGCUGCAUCUGGUCCGGUCCACAGAGCUGUGGGACAGCAGAGUGCUGCAUCUGGUCCGGUCCACAGAGCUGUGGGACAGCAGAGUGCUGCAUCUGGUCCGGUCCACAGAGCUGUGGGACAGCAGAGUGCUGCAUCUGGUCCGGUCCACAGAGCUGUGGGGCAGCAGAGUUCAGUAGGUACUGUCCAAGGCGCUGUGGGACAGCAGCAGACUGCAGCAGAAGGACACCUGCGAACACCACUAAACUUGUCAAUGUUUACCAAGUCAAGAUUUGGUGGUGCACUCGCUGCUCUUGCAAAGCCAAAUUUGAGUACAGCCAGACCCAGAAAGGCAACAGAGACCCAUGUCACGGACCCCACAGAAGCAUCUACCGGCACUUACCCCACAGAAAGAAGCUUCAGCACUGCACUUAGCGCUGCUGUCUCAGCUGCACAGCCUCAGACAGCUUCAGUGCCUGUCCUCAGUCCCGGAGCAGUGAGUGCCACUGUGUCGUUAAGUCAUUUAAUAUUUCAUUUCAUACUGUGUAGAGCAUCAGCAGUGUUUGUACCUGUGUUAAGGUUGCUUAUGCUCUGUUGUUGUUAGUAUCAUUGAGUCAUAAUACACUAUUUCUAUGGCACUUUUCACAAAUGAAAUCCCCAAAAGUGCUUUUUAACAAGGGAUCAUAUUUUAAAUAAUCAUAAAACUGUGAUAGAAUGACAAAUGUAUGUACAAUGAGAAGGGAAAUUAAAACGGCGGAAUAUAUACUACAUAUAAUAGUGAAAAAUAGAUAAAACAAAUGAAAAAGAAGAUAAAAAACGAUGAAAUGCAUUCUACAAUUGGUCACACGUUAUUUACAAGGUUUUUAACUUGACACUUGAAAAAAAAGAAAACAACGCUAUGUGACAGACAAAAAAUAAACAUAAUUGAAAGAGGAAUUUUCAGUUCUUCAGAAUGAGGGUCAGCUAUGGAAAGACCCUAUACCCUAUAGUAGCUGGCAUUCAUUCAAGUCCUUCAGGAAACUGUGGGAUGUAAACACAUUGCAUUGACCCAACACGAAGAGAUUUAAUUUGUGCCAUAGAAAUAGUGUAUUAUGACUCAAUGUGAUGUUGUACUUAACUUAAGUUUUUCCAUUAUAUGUAUUCUUUAAUUCUACUGUGCUACAUCUUUAGAGGCACAUAUUCUACAUUUUACCGCAUGUAUGAAUGCAGGACUUUUACUUGUAAUGUAGUAUGUUAAGUCUGGUAUAAGUACUUUCACUUAGGUAGAGGAUCUGAAUACUGCUUUCAAGAGUGAAUGUUAAUACUAUUAAAUGUUGUCAUCAUCACCAUUACUAAUGUGCUAUCCUCCACAAACCGUAAUUAAAACACUUACUUGUUCAA